CCGACUGUGAGCCGCUGCCUGUGGAUAUCGCGGAUGCCAGUGCAGGCGAGAGCUACAGUCGAGAGACAUACCCAUUUACACUCAGCCAAAGCGAAUAACGGAAGAGGAGGCAGUGGGAGAGAUAAGGAGAGGAGGUGUUUCAGAGUGGUUUUAAGCUUCGGAAGAGGAGCUAUGGUAGCGGAGGAGGACUCGGAAUUUUGAGCACCACGAGAGGAAGAAAAAAACGCGUUAUCCCGUUCUGCUGCGGCUAGUGAGCGCGUUCUCUGCUCGGGUUGGAAUAGCCUACAGUGUGUUUACAUGAGACCAUGGAGAUACGGCUUGGAUUUAUCAAACGGCACUUCGACAGUUUGUGAAAAAAAACUGGACCUCUCAUUUUUCAACGGCAUUUUACUCUCUUUUUAUUCGUUGGGAUUGUGUUUUUUAGUGUAUUUUUUUCCGUUGGUAUAUUUUUGGUUUUUACCUAUGGUGUUUCAUUAUUUAUGUCGUCUUUUCCUUCUUUCAAAAAUUUCUUAUUUUUUUAUCGGUUUUGGAGGAGAGUUCGUAGUGAAGAUUUUUGGAGAGAAGAUGCUGCGCUGCUCAUGUGAAUGAUAUUCUCUCUCCCCAACUGAGACGUGCCAUGGAUGGAAAACUUAAUUUGCAUCUACGAAACCGAUCGGGAAAUAUCCGUUACAUCGAAUAACCUCUGCUGACAUCGAUCAGGACCAAUGACAUAGGAUGAACACUGCUGGAGGGGUGUGUCUGUGUGUGCUGUCGUCCCUCUUUGCUGUGGCCUGGGCCGUAGCUGCCUUAGUUCCUCCAGCUCCUCUCUCUGCCCUGGCCGCUGCCUAUGGGUCUACCAGUGGCGUCUCUCCCGGGGAGGUAGAGGGGGGCAGCCUCCCCUCCCCAUGCUCCAGCCUGGUAGCCGGGGUACUGUAUGGCUCUUUCUCUCUGAGAGAGCUGUUCCCGUCGCAGGUGCUGGGCUGUUCCUGGUCGUUGGAAAACCCAGAUCCCACCAAGUACUCCCUCUAUCUCCGAUUCACCCGCCAUCCCUCUAUCUGUCAAUCACACUACCCCAUGCUCCUCCCCCUCGACCAUCAUCUAGCCAAUCAGAGCUGUCCGCUGGAUCUAGAGACGCCACCUCAAGACCAGGAAGUGAUAGACCUUUGCGGCAGGCAAUUAGAAUCAGAGGGACCUUAUUCAUUUUUGCAGUUCGACAAGAACUUUGUGCAGCUGUGCCUAUCGAGACUACCGACAGCCGAUGAACCGCCGGUAACCAAGGAAACACUAGAACUCCGGCUGGUCGAGGUUUUGCUAAUCAACAACGAGAACUCCAGUCAGUUCACCUGUGGAGUACUCUGCCGAUGGUUCGAGGAGUGCCUACGCAAUGGUCGUCAUGGAGAAGCUGAUGUUGCCGACGGCGACGGUUGCAAAGUUACGCAGACUGGUUGUGUGUGUCCUAACAACAAUGUGGUCAUGGCUCAGCCUGUACCCCUUCUCCCGGCAACGCCCCAUAGCAACGGAUCGUUGUUACCUGAGAACUGCUGCGUCACAGAGCUGCACCAUAACAACGCCAUCGCCAUAGCGCCCAGGGACGUCAGACACGACCUCUAUCCAGACCCAGAUGAUGAUGACCUGAAGGUGAAGACACAGAAACCCAGAUCAGCAGACCAGCCAGGUGUGUUUCAGGCACAGACAGGUGACCCUGCGGCGGAGGAGUGGUCUCAGUGGAGUGUGUGUUCGUUAACGUGUGGUCAGGGUUGGCAAGUGCGGACACGCUCGUGUGUGUCCUCUCCCUACGGAACCCUGUGUAGUGGUGCCCUGAGAGAGACACGUAUGUGUAACAAUACAGCCACCUGCCCCGGUGACCCAGCACUGAGCUCAGUGCAUGGGCUGUGGGAGGAGUGGUCGUCAUGGAGCCUGUGUUCUGUCACGUGUGGGCGGGGCUCCAGGACCCGAACCAGAAACUGUGAGAGCGGAGGAGGGGCCAAGCUCUGUGGAGGGCCUGAGAAACAGACCAAACUCUGCAACAUAGCAGUGUGUCCCGGUUAGUACCAUCUCAUGUACAUUUACACCUCUAUCUGUCUGUCUGUCUAUCUCUCUGUCUAUCCAUCAGU
Molecule: messenger RNA, 2093 nt
Organism: Oncorhynchus mykiss (rainbow trout)
Lineage: Eukaryota; Metazoa; Chordata; Actinopteri; Salmoniformes; Salmonidae
Product: adhesion G protein-coupled receptor B2-like
Cellular component (GO): plasma membrane
Molecular function (GO): G protein-coupled receptor activity
Source: RefSeq, a predicted model, not a curated record